Messenger RNA from Atta colombica, 420 nucleotides. RefSeq lists its product as uncharacterized. The transcript is spliced from 4 exons. Gene Ontology annotation, biological process: sensory perception of taste. The record is from RefSeq and is a predicted model, not a curated record. Lineage: Eukaryota; Metazoa; Arthropoda; Insecta; Hymenoptera; Formicidae. Gene Ontology annotation, cellular component: membrane. The coding region runs from base 1 to 420 and encodes 139 amino acids.
AUGACUUUCAAAAUGGCAUGCUAUUUUGGAUGGAUAGCACGUGACUUGCGCGAAAUUUUGUACUCAAUACUUAUCAACAAUUAUGUAAAAUCUAAAAUAAUGACUGUGAUUGUUAACACGUUCUGCUUGUCUAACAAUAUUUUUAAAUUUUUGCUGUAUAAUUAUAUGUGUGAAACAGUUACCUCCAAGGCAAAUGCAAUAGCAAAUUUAUUAAACAGAUUAUCAUAUGUCACUUAUGAUGUUGAAAUUCGCGAAAUCAUUUCACAAUUUUCAUUACGAAUAAUUCAUGCUCCACUUAGAUUCUAUGGAAUUGGAUUCUUCCAAUUUGGUUUUAAAUUUCUUUACAGGUUGAUCACACUUGUUGCGACUCUUCUAAUUGUAAUACUACAAACACAAAUAAAUAAAAAAAAAUUUAUAUGA